Messenger RNA from Penicillium manginii, 816 nucleotides. Its product is annotated as urease accessory protein UreG. The transcript has 3 exons. Gene Ontology annotation, molecular function: GTPase activity; nickel cation binding. Lineage: Eukaryota; Fungi; Ascomycota; Eurotiomycetes; Eurotiales; Aspergillaceae. The record is from RefSeq and is a predicted model, not a curated record. Bases 1 to 816 code for a protein of 271 amino acids.
AUGUCGCACUCUCACGAUCACGAUGCUGGCGUCAGCCACUCCCACGAUGACCCUUUUAAUGGCCACGGUCACUCCCACGACAUCCUCGAUGGACCCGGCUCAUACCUCAACCGCGAAAUGCCGCUGAUUGAAGGCCGCGACUGGAAGGACCGCGCGUUUACCGUCGGUAUUGGAGGACCCGUCGGUUCUGGCAAGACUGCCCUCAUGCUAGCCCUUUGCCACGCCCUGCGCGACCAAUAUAACAUUGCGGCUGUUACCAACGAUAUCUUUACCCGAGAAGACGCCGAAUUCCUAACCCGGCACAAAGCCCUCGCGCCCUCGCGCAUCCGCGCAAUCGAAACAGGCGGCUGCCCCCACGCCGCCGUCCGCGAAGACAUUUCCGCAAACCUCCUCGCCCUGCAAACGCUCCAGCGCCAAUUCACAACCGACCUGCUGCUCAUCGAGUCCGGCGGCGACAACCUAGCCGCCAACUACUCGCGCGAGCUGGCGGAUUUCAUCAUCUACGUUAUCGACGUGGCGGGCGGAGACAAGGUGCCUCGCAAGGGCGGGCCGGGGAUUACGGGCUCUGACCUGCUGGUUGUUAAUAAGAUUGACCUUGCUGAGGCUGUCGGAGCGGAUUUGAAGGUUAUGGAGCGGGAUGCGGGGAAGAUGCGGGAGGAUGGACCGACUGUUUUUGCGGUUGUUAAGGAUGGGAAGGGGAUGGAGCAUAUUGUUAAUUUGAUUCUUAGUGCUUGGAAGGGGAGUGGGGCUUAUGAGGUUAGUUUGCAGCGCUGGAAGGAGGGGGCUGUUAGGGGGUCGGGGAGUGUUGAUGAGUAG